This is a messenger RNA of Cryptomeria japonica (Japanese cedar), 2651 nucleotides long. Its product is annotated as DNA polymerase kappa. Gene Ontology annotation, cellular component: nucleus. The record is from RefSeq and is a predicted model, not a curated record. The transcript is spliced from 14 exons. NCBI's taxonomy places the organism in Eukaryota, Viridiplantae, Streptophyta, Pinopsida, Cupressales, Cupressaceae. Bases 189 to 2471 code for a protein of 760 amino acids. Gene Ontology annotation, molecular function: DNA-directed DNA polymerase activity; damaged DNA binding. Gene Ontology annotation, biological process: error-prone translesion synthesis.
CUUCUCCCCCAAAGUAUUUCUUUAAUCCCGGCCCUCUUACAGGAAAUGGAGGGUUCAACUUCGCUAAUAUAAGCAAUAUAACCGCCAAAAUUCGAAAUCUCGAGCAGCUCUGCUCCAUAUACUCUCGAUAUUUCUUUCUGUCGAAGAGCAGUCUUGAAGAAUUUAUUUUCCGUUAAUUGGUGGAUCCCAUGGCAGAAGAGGAAGAAAAACCUCAAGUUCAGCCUUGGCAGUCUUUUCACACCGUCUACACUAACGCCAAAGCUGGUAUGGAUGGGGUGGACAGGGAGAAGGUGCAAAAGGUAGUGUAUGAGAUGAGUAAAGGAUCCAAAUAUUUUGAAAAUGAAAAGCGAAGGGAAGCAUAUAUUCAGCAAAGGAUAGAUAACCUAUGUUGUCAGGCAGCUCUUCUCACUUCUUCUGAUAUUGCCAAGUUUGAGAGGGUUGCAGAUAGAAGGGUUUUGGGGCUUGAAGGUGCCAGAGAUCUAUCAAGAACCUGGAUGCAUGUUGAUAUGGAUGCCUUCUAUGCAGCUGUUGAGACAUUAGAAAAUCCUUCAUUGGCAGGCAAACCCAUGGCUGUAGGAAACAUGUCUAUGAUUUGCACAGCUAAUUAUGAGGCUCGAAAAUUUGGUGUCCGUGCUGCAAUGCCUGGAUUCAUUGCACGAAAGCUAUGUCCGGAUUUGGUUUUUGUGCCAACAAAUUUCCAGAAGUAUUCACAUUACAGUGAGCUAACAAGGAAAGUAUUUCAUGAAUAUGAUUCUCGAUUCAUUGCAAGAAGCCUGGAUGAAGCAUAUCUAGAUGUUACUGAUGUGUGUAAGGAGCGCUGCAUGAGUGGAGAAAAAGUUGCAGAAGAGAUAAGAAGUGUCGUUUAUGCUCAAACUGGUCUGACUUGCAGUGCAGGGAUAGCGCCAAAUCGGUUGCUUGCAAAGGUUUGCUCAGAUAUCAAUAAACCUAAUGGACAGUUUGUCCUGCCAAAUGAGCAGCCUGCUAUCAUGACUUUUGUGUCAUCAUUGCCAAUACGAAAGGUGAAUGGCAUUGGAAAGGUGACAGAGCACAUGUUAAAGGAUGCUUUAGGCAUUACGACAUGUGGAGACUUGCUUCAAAAGCGUGCUUCUGUAUUUGCACUAUUUUCACGAUGUUCAGCAGAUUUCUUCCUCUCCGUUGGAUUAGGUUUGGGUGGAGUAGAUUCUCCACAAGAGGAACAUCGGAAGAGUAUAAGCACUGAGCGCACCUUUCGAGCUACUAAUAAUGAAAUUGAGCUUUUUAAGAAACUGGAUGAUAUUGCUGAGACAUUAUCGAGAGACAUGGAGAAGGAAAGUCUCCGUGGCCGUACAUUGACUCUUAAACUGAAGACUGAAGCAUUUGAGGUCCGAACUAGAGCAGUUUCCUUACAAUCAUAUAUUUACUUGAAGCCAGACAUUUUGGUUCAUGCUUCAAAACUCUUGAGAGCUGAGCUUCCUCUUUCCUUGAGAUUGAUGGGUCUACGCAUCUCUCAGUUCAAGGAUGAGAGUCUUGGGCCUUCUGACCCCACACAGAAAACUCUUACCAGCUAUUUGAGUUCAGGAAAUACCAGACAGUUUGGAAGUCAUAAAAAUUAUUCAGAUGCUGAAGGGGAUGCUUUUGACUCUAGAGAUGCAGAUACCAGAUAUUCCAGUGAAGGAUUCAUUGCCAAUGAAAUCCAUGAUCCUGAUGCUAUGGAUAUUUACUCAGCGAAUAGUCUGUUCAGGUAUUAUCACCCACAAGACCAUUUAGAUGAUCCGAGACACAAACCCACUAUACUAAAGGGAGAUACGUCUGGUGAGGAAACUGUGGUUUCGGAAUGCUUAAUCAGUGAAAUCAAGGCUUCGGACAAAGUGGAAAACUACUCUUCUACUAGAUUGGGUUCGAGCCCAAAUUUCAUUCAAGGUGCUCACGAUUGGGAUCUACACUAUGCUAAAGAUGAAGUUCUUCCUGCUGCCCCUGAUCAGUCUGACUGUGAAAGUAUAUAUACUGGCACAAACAAGAAAUCUAAAUGUUCCAGCACCUUGUAUAAUUUGGGGAAAAAUGAACAGAGCAUCCGGAGUUCAAGCUCAACGGUUGGACAUGAUAUAUAUGCUGACAAUGAACAUUUGAAAUGUGACAGUUUAAGUGGCAACAAUGAGAAUCAAGUUAAAGCAGAUCUAUUGUCUGGAUUUUCCGACAUAAUGUUUUGGGUUGAUGAUUUUAAAUGUUCAUUAUGUGGAUCUGAGUUACCUAGCAGUUUUAUUGAGGAGAGGCAGGAACACACUGACUAUCAUCUGGCUCAAAUGCUUCAGGAGGAGGAAUCACCAUUGAUGGCUGCACACCAAGUAAAUAGGCAACAAAACAAAAGGUCUAGAUUGCCUGCUGAUCUGGCAUUGCAUGGAAGCAAACAUUUUGAUAAGAACAGGAAUACCAAGAACAAAACAAAGCAUGUCCCAAUUGAUUCGUUCUUUAACAAAGCUAUGCGUCCAUUUUGAUGGCAUGCUUGCUGCAUUUGUAUAUGAAUGUUUCUAUAGUAAUUUGUUGAAGAGGUCUCCCAUCCUCAAUAAAGCACUGCUACAAAUAUAAUGUGGGAUUGACCAUAUUUGAUUUCUCUCCAAAAUAUUUAACAUGUACAAAAAUAAAAAUGUGUAUUAAAUGUGUAUUUAUUUGUGAUC